AUGGUGAUUUUUAAUGAUCCUCUCGGCUCCUUGCAGCAUCUCCUUGACACCCUUCAGGCUCCGACGUAUGCCGCAGCCUCCAUUCUGGGUGUCAUCUCUUUCUUACUUGCGGGUUUUCUCGUCGCCGAUUGGAGAAAGAGUCGCCGGAAUUUUCUCCCUCCGGUGCCGGCGAUUCCGGGGUUGCCGGUGCUGGGGAAUUUGUUGCAGUUGAAGGAGAAGAAGCCUCACAAAACGUUUGCACGGUGGGCUGAGACGUACGGACCGAUUUACUCCAUAAGAACCGGCGCCUCCACUGUGAUUGUUCUGAACACCGCCGAGGUCGCCAAAGAGGCUAUGGUAACGAGGUACGCUUCCAUGUCCAGUAGAAAGCUAAGCAAAGCACUCACCAUCUUGACUUCUGAUAAAUGCAUGGUUGCUAUGAGCGAUUACAAUGACUUUCACAAGAUGGUCAAGAAGUACAUAUUGGCCAAUGUGUUGGGAGCUAAUGCACAGAAGAGACACAGACAAAGAAGAGACACCAUGAUAGACAAUAUUUCCAGCCAGUUGUUUGCUCAUGUGAAGGAUUCUCCAUCAGAAUCUGUCAAUUUUCGAAGGAUAUUCGAAUCGGAACUCUUUCGAUUGGCGCUUAAAGAAACACUUGGGAAAGAUAUCGAGUCGAUAUAUGUCGAUGGGCUCGGUAUGUUGCCAAGGGAAGAUCUGUUCAGGGUUCUCGUGAUCGAUCCGAUGGAGGGUGCUAUCGAGGUUGAUUGGAGGGAUUUCUUCCCAUAUCUGAAAUGGAUUCCCAACAAGAGUGUGGAGAAUAAGAUCAGGCAGAUGGAUUUUCGCAGGCGAGUGACGAUGAUGAGCCUAAUUGAGAAGCAGAAGAAACGAAUUGCUGCAGGGGAGGAAACGAAUUGCUAUGCUGACUUCUUGUUGUCUGAAGCAAAAACACUGACAGAACAUCAGAUAGCUAUGUUGCUUUGGGAGACGAUCAUUGAAACCUCGGACACUACUUUAGUUGUAACAGAAUGGGCUAUGUAUGAACUUGCCAAAAAUCCUAAACGACAGGACUAUCUAUAUCAGCAUAUACAGAGUGUCUGUGGCUCUGAAAAGCUUACUGAAGAUGACCUGUCGAAGCUACCGUAUCUGACUGCUGUGUUUCAUGAAACUCUUCGGAAGCAUAGUCCAGUACCGAUCGUCCCGUUGCGAUAUGUGCAUGAAGAUGCCCAGUUAGGUGGGUUCUUUGUUCCUGCAGGGAGUGAGAUUGCCGUGAAUAUUUACGCCUGCAACAUGGACAAGGAUCGUUGGGAAAGCCCUGAGGAAUGGAAGCCAGAGAGGUUUCUGGAUGAGAAAUAUGAUCCAAUGGAUCUGCACAAAACCAUGGCCUUUGGAGGAGGGAAGAGGGUGUGCGCAGGUGCUCUCAAGGCAAUGCUGAUAGCUUGCACAUCCAUUGGAAGGCUUGUUCAAGAGUUUGAGUGGAAGCUGGGGGAAGGGGAAGAGGACAAGGUGGACACUCUUGGCCUCACUGCUCGCAAGCUCCAACCGCUGCACGCAAUCGUAAAGCCAAGAAUCAGCUAAUGAAACGUCCUCCGCCGUCUUUAGACUGUUGAAUCUCGAAUAACUAUCAUGAGACUCUUUGGACACCAUCAGAGGCUGAAGAGAAGUUAGAGUGUUUUAGAUCAGUUUAUAAUAGAAGGUGUGCACAGAUAGAGUUUUAGCUCGUAACAAGUUGGAAAUUUAGCUGAACGAUACUCGAGUGAUUUGUUGCAUAUUGCCCGGUAAUCGAAUGCAUUUUCC
This is a messenger RNA of Cucurbita moschata (crookneck pumpkin), 1776 nucleotides long. Its product is annotated as ent-kaurene oxidase, chloroplastic-like. Bases 1 to 1557 code for a protein of 518 amino acids. Gene Ontology annotation, cellular component: endoplasmic reticulum; chloroplast outer membrane. Gene Ontology annotation, biological process: gibberellin biosynthetic process. The record is from RefSeq and is a predicted model, not a curated record. NCBI's taxonomy places the organism in Eukaryota, Viridiplantae, Streptophyta, Magnoliopsida, Cucurbitales, Cucurbitaceae. Gene Ontology annotation, molecular function: iron ion binding; ent-kaurene oxidase activity; heme binding. The transcript has 8 exons.